AUGGGAGAAGAAAAGCCUGAGGUUCUUGAUGCUGUGUUGAAGGAAACUGUUGAUUUGGAGAAUAUCCCCAUUGAUGAAGUGUUUGAGAAUCUGAGAUGCACAAGGGAGGGUCUUUCAACUGCAGCUGCUCAAGAAAGACUAGCCAUAUUUGGACACAACAAGCUUGAGGAGAAAAAAGAGAGCAAAUUCUUGAAGUUCCUGGGGUUUAUGUGGAACCCUCUUUCAUGGGUUAUGGAAGCUGCUGCUAUUAUGGCGAUUGCCCUGGCAAACGGAGGAGGAAAGCCUCCAGAUUGGCAAGACUUUGUGGGCAUUAUCACCUUGCUUUUUAUAAACUCGACGAUUAGUUUUAUCGAAGAGAAUAAUGCUGGCAAUGCAGCGGCUGCUCUCAUGGCCCGUUUAGCUCCAAAAGCCAAGGUUCUUAGAGAUGGAAGGUGGAGUGAAGAAGAGGCUUCAAUUUUGGUGCCUGGGGACAUAAUUAGCAUUAAGCUUGGCGAUAUAAUUCCUGCCGAUGCUCGUCUUCUCGAAGGCGACCCACUGAAAAUCGAUCAGUCUGCUUUGACGGGCGAGUCUCUUCCCGUAACAAAGGGACCGGGAGAUGGUGUCUACUCGGGCUCGACAUGCAAGCAAGGCGAAAUCGAGGCUGUAGUUAUUGCCACAGGGGUCCACACCUUUUUCGGCAAGGCUGCUCAUCUUGUCGAUUCUACUAAUCAAGUUGGACAUUUCCAAAAGGUUUUGACUGCGAUUGGAAACUUCUGCAUAUGCUCAAUUGCUGUGGGUAUGGUGAUAGAGAUAAUCGUGAUGUAUCCUAUUCAACAUAGGGAAUAUCGGCCGGGGAUCGAUAAUCUUCUUGUUCUUCUCAUUGGUGGGAUCCCGAUUGCUAUGCCUACUGUGCUUUCAGUCACGAUGGCCAUUGGUUCUCACCGUUUGGCCCAACAGGGUGCUAUUACGAAGCGAAUGACAGCUAUAGAAGAGAUGGCAGGCAUGGAUGUGCUUUGUAGUGAUAAGACGGGGACUUUGACGUUGAACAAACUCACUGUUGAUAAGAAUCUCAUUGAGGUUUUCGCAAAAGAUGUUGAUGCAGAUACUGUAGUCCUUAUGGCAGCUCGAGCCUCCCGAACAGAAAACCAAGAUGCAAUAGACGGUGCAAUAGUUGGAAUGCUGGCUGAUCCAAAGGAGGCACGUGCUGGAAUUCGGGAAGUACACUUUCUUCCUUUUAACCCGACUGAUAAACGAACGGCGUUGACUUACAUUGAUGUUGAAGGGAAAAUGUACAGGGUUAGUAAAGGCGCACCAGAACAGAUUCUGAACUUGGCGCAUAAUAAAUCGGACAUAGAGCGUCGUGUUCAUGCUGUGAUCGAUAAGUUUGCCGAACGAGGAUUGAGAUCACUCGCCGUGGCAUAUCAGGAAGUUCCGGAAGGAACAAAAGAUAGUCCCGGAGGCCCGUGGAAAUUCAUUGGUCUCAUGCCUUUAUUCGAUCCACCGAGGCAUGACAGUGCUGAAACUAUAAGGAGAGCACUAAAUCUUGGAGUUAAUGUCAAAAUGAUAACCGGGGACCAGCUGGCAAUAGGAAAGGAAACUGGCCGGAGAUUAGGAAUGGGAACAAAUAUGUACCCUUCUUCAGCUUUGCUCGGUCAGAAUAAGGAUGAAUCGAUUGCUGCUCUACCGAUUGACGAGCUUAUUGAGAAAGCCGAUGGUUUUGCUGGUGUUUUUCCAGAGCACAAAUACGAAAUUGUGAAGCGUUUGCAAGCCAGAAAACACAUAUGUGGAAUGACCGGUGACGGUGUAAAUGAUGCCCCGGCUUUAAAGAAGGCCGAUAUUGGAAUUGCCGUUGCUGAUGCCACUGAUGCCGCUCGUAGUGCCUCGGAUAUCGUCCUUACCGAGCCUGGCUUGAGUGUUAUUAUAAGUGCCGUUUUAACCAGUCGAGCGAUAUUCCAACGCAUGAAAAAUUACACGAUUUACGCCGUUUCUAUUACAAUUCGUAUCGUGCUCGGUUUCAUGUUGUUGGCUCUGAUUUGGGAGUUUGACUUUCCGCCUUUUAUGGUGCUGAUCAUUGCUAUACUGAAUGAUGGCACUAUCAUGACCAUAUCGAAAGAUAGAGUGAAGCCAUCUCCUCUGCCGGAUAGUUGGAAGCUUGCUGAGAUUUUUGCGACUGGAAUAAUUUUGGGCGGUUAUUUGGCGAUGAUGACCGUCAUAUUCUUUUGGGCCGCAUACAAAACUAAUUUUUUUCCGAAAGUGUUUGGGGUAUCGACACUCGAGAAAACCGCACAUGACGACUUUAGAAAGCUUGCCUCGGCUAUAUAUCUUCAAGUGAGCACUAUAAGUCAGGCUCUUAUAUUCGUCACAAGAUCCCGAAGCUGGUCCUAUGUCGAGCGUCCCGGUUUGUUGCUUGUGGCCGCAUUUUUUAUUGCCCAGCUGGUUGCUACUUUGAUUGCGGUGUAUGCAAAUUGGAGCUUUGCAGCCAUUGAAGGAAUCGGUUGGGGUUGGGCCGGUGUGAUUUGGCUUUACAAUAUUAUUUUCUAUAUCCCACUCGAUAUUAUCAAGUUCUUAACACGAUACGCUCUUAGUGGGAGGGCAUGGGAUCUCGUACUCGAGCAAAGGAUUGCUUUCACAAGAAAGAAAGAUUUCGGAAAAGAGCAACGUGAGCUUCAAUGGGCGCAUGCGCAAAGGACCCUACAUGGAUUGCAAGUACCCGAUACCAAAUUGUUUAACGAGACUACCAAUUUCUCGGAACUUAAUCAGCUAGCUGAGGAAGCAAAAAGAAGAGCUGAAGUUGCUAGGUUAAGAGAAUUGCACACAUUGAAAGGCCACGUGGAAUCAGUUGUGAGAUUGAAGGGUCUCGAUAUAGAAACAAUUCAGCAAUCGUACACGGUUUGA
Messenger RNA from Striga hermonthica, 2874 nucleotides. The record is from the annotation of a GenBank genome assembly. NCBI's taxonomy places the organism in Eukaryota, Viridiplantae, Streptophyta, Magnoliopsida, Lamiales, Orobanchaceae.